AUGAGUUCAAACGGGCUAAAAGUAUUAAAGAAAAAGUUAGUAUAGAAUUGAAAAGUUUAGUGAAAAAUUCCUUUAUUUCUCAAUCAUUUUACUAAUUUGUUUCUCAUAAAAUUGUUAUUAAUUGCAUAAAUUGAAGGAUAAUGGAUAAUAUAACGAUAUAUACAUAUAAUUGAUUCAUUAUUUUACAUUUACAGCAGCAAUUCUUGUCCACAAAAAGUACGAUGUCAAAAAUGUCUAGAAAUGGGACAUUGGAGUUAUGAAUGUAAAGGGAAACGAAAAUAUUUACAUAGAUCUUCGCGUACAACACAGUUGAAGAGAGCUUUGCAAAAGCAACAAGAAUCUAAUGGUGAAGAACAGAAGAAAGAAGUAAAGAAGAGUCGUUUACAAAAAAAAAUGAAAGGAAAAUCUAGUAGUUCCAGCACUGAUAGCAGCAGUUCCAGUAGUAGUAAUGAUAGCAGUAGUAGUAGCUCAUCUUCAGACAGUGAAUCAGAUUCUACUGAUAGUGUUUCUAGUAGUAGCAGCGGUAGCAGUAGUAGUAGCAGUAGUAGCAGCAGUAGUAGCAGUAUAACGUCUACUUCAUCUCCAGGUUUACAACGAUCACAGAGAUCUGAUAGAAGAAUACAUUCUUUGCUUCUAGGUAUUCUUCCUGCAGGAAUUUUACCUGGUGAUUCUUGAAUUGUAAUUUUUUGGUAAUUUCUGUAUAUUGUUUGUUCCAUGUUAAUCUGUAAUUAGUUUUACUAGUUACUUACUUAUAUUUAUAGAUUUUACUUAUAUAUUGCAUGUAUAAAUAACAUUAUUUAACAUUUAUACUUACCAUAAAAGGUCCAAUGCUUUGACAUUCAGGACAUGAGCCCGGCUUAACUUCGGUAUUUUGAUUUUGUACAAAAGGACCAAGUACAUAUCCACAUUUUGUACAAUCAUAUUUUACAACAGAUAAUUGUGGAAGUACUCCUGUAGUUGCAGUGACAACUCCUAGAGUACGUACUAGUUGAUUCAAAUGUAACUUCCUAAUUUUUAUCAUAAACGAUAUAUAAUAUUUUUAAAGAGUAAACCAUUUUUCUCAAUAUAUAACUAUAUUUUACCUAAACGUGCGAAUUUCUUCUAUUAAUGGUAGCUCUGAUAUUCUGACAUGAAUUUCACCAGUAACUCUUUCAUAGCUGGGAAAUAUAUUUAAUACUAAUUCUUUUGCAACUUCAUCAAAUAUUUCUAACAUUUGAAAUGGUGCUUCUGGUAGGAAAUAAGCCAAAACAUGUUCUUUACUAGCAAGAAUAGGAAAUUCCACAACAAAGCUAGACUAUUAAAAAAUAAUAUAAGUAUUUUACGUCUUAACACGAGGAUUAUUAGUAUUAAUAAUAUAAAAAUAUUACUUGGUUACUCUCACACAUAUGACGAAUUCGUUCUUUAUACAUAUAUUGUCCUUUUGAAUUAGUAUGUGUACGAAGAAAACUUUUAAAACGAUUGGAAAUUUCAGUUUUUGGCCCUAACAUAGAUACCCACUCUUUGAUUGAAUGACCUUUUGUAUCUUCUAAAUUCUCAAUUGAUUCAAUCAUCUAUGAUAAAAAUAAAUAUUAUUAUUAAUAUAAUAGAAUACAUUUUAUAAUAAAAGAAAAAAUCUUACCUCUAUAUCUUCAAUUUCACCCACUGCUGCUUUUUCAGCCAUACGUCUCUUACGAGCUUGUGUUUCUUCUUCAUCACUUUCAUCUUGAAUAUUUCAAAGAUAUAUUACAAUAUAUUUGAAAAAAGAUAUAUUAAUUGUUACAGAAGCUGGACUAUACCAUAGAGUAA
Heterotrigona itama is the source of this 1785-nucleotide messenger RNA. NCBI's taxonomy places the organism in Eukaryota, Metazoa, Arthropoda, Insecta, Hymenoptera, Apidae. The record is from the annotation of a GenBank genome assembly.